AAAUGCUGCUGAGUCUGAGGGACAACACCCGAGGAGGCAGACAUCGGCUACUACGGUGGGAAUUAACCAUAAAUGAAGAACAUGCGGCCAAACAGCAGGAGUUAGGUUGUUUUUGUUAUCGCAGAGCAGCUCAACAUGACCGCCUGUGAAAACGAAGGACGCAUCCUCUGAUUUGGAUCAAAAUGAGCAGUAAAAGAGAGAGGGAGCAGAAGAGGAAGCUGCAGCAUUUCCUGAAUGACCUGACUUUACUUGGAUCGCUGCAGGGAUUUAAAUACUUCCAGCCGUGGCUGAGAGGGAAAGAGGAGCUGCUGCUGACUGUUGUCAACGAGGAUCUGGGUUGGCGUUCUCCGGGUUUUUUGGUGUCCAGGGCGUCCUCGUUCUCCUCCGGCUGCAGCAGCUGUAACAGCAGCGACGUCUCUCCCAGCAGCAGCUCUCCCAGCGUGGACAGCAGGAGCAGCUCGCCUCUGCCCGGGGAGCCUCGGGGCCCACCGGACCUCCGCUCUCACACACAAACCGAGAGCCGCCCGCAGGCAGCCAGGGAGCCCAGCGGCGAGGAGCACCUCCUGCCAGCUUCUCCCAGCGAGAGGGAGAUGGCAGUACCUGAGGUGAACUGCACUCUGUUUUUAUUGGCUGGUUACGUGAAGUACGGGCGCCCUUACGCCUGGAUCCGCUCCAACCACGAGCGCCUGGUCAACAUCGGCGGCACCGAUUCGAUGGUCAAAGACACGCCGAUGAAGCUGAAGUCCGUCACAGACUGGCCGACACGAAAUGUUCGCACCUGGGAUGUCGUGAGCGAGCUGGUGACCCUGUGCACCGUUCCCUCUCCUUCCAACCCCUUCGCCUUGGACAUGCGCUACGUCCAAAACCUUCCCCUGCCAGAACGCCUCCUCGCCACGGGAGCGCUCCUCAACUUCCUGGAGACGUAUGUGGUGUACGGGAACCGGGACGAGUUGCACUACGAUAAAGUGGUGGAGGAGGUGAAACCUCUGAGGCGACUCCACGUCCAAUCGAUGCUAGAGUUCCAGCGACUCCGAAGGAGCCCAACAAAACGGGACACUUAAAGAUGAAGUCCCCUCAAAGCAAUAGUUCAGGAUCUGUGGAAAGGUUGUGAGUGGUUAAUAUCUUACCUGUUGUAGACAACUGUUUGAACGGCCUCGGUUGGAAGAAAUUGUUUAAUUCUGACCAGAUUGACGAGCUAAUGGGUCAGGACCAUUGCGAACUUCUUAAAACAACUCAAAUGUUUUGUACCGGUUCAAAUGCUACUUUAGCUAACCUUUCGUAAAUUGGGUAGAAAGCACAGUUGGCAACAAGAAGCCCAACUGAAGGCAAGACUGCAAAAUUAAAAUGGAAUAAGAUCACUAAAAUUGUCAUUACAACU
Nematolebias whitei (Rio pearlfish) is the source of this 1378-nucleotide messenger RNA. RefSeq lists its product as uncharacterized. The record is from RefSeq and is a predicted model, not a curated record. Bases 183 to 1061 code for a protein of 292 amino acids. The transcript is spliced from 8 exons. Lineage: Eukaryota; Metazoa; Chordata; Actinopteri; Cyprinodontiformes; Rivulidae.